Coregonus sp. 'balchen' is the source of this 14866-nucleotide messenger RNA. NCBI's taxonomy places the organism in Eukaryota, Metazoa, Chordata, Actinopteri, Salmoniformes, Salmonidae. The record is from the annotation of a GenBank genome assembly.
CACUCCACGUGUCAUCGGAGGGAUACCCAGUGUUCGGCUGUGAAAGUAGUCCCGGUCAGUUGGGGUAUUAUCUUCGGCCGGUGCGCGGCUGAUGGGCGCAUUGGUCCCUGCAACGUUCACCCAGAAGGUGAGUCACUGCGGCCUCAACUUUACACUUACCAUUGGAUGGACAAUUCUUGCUAAAUAUUAUUGACAUAGCUGUCUUGAGUGAAUUACAUUGUUCUAUCAGUUUUGGUUAUAGAAAGGUUGUAAUAGACUUUUAACUAUUGAAUGUUACUUUACUUCCAUAACGUUUUGAAUCAAGUUGUUAUGGUAUGGUAUGGUGUGAUAUGGGGUAUUUAUAUUUCAGUCUGAAUAGGCAAUUUGUGCACAUUUAGAAGUAAUGACAACUACCUAGAUCUGUGUUCCAAAUUUUUACAGUGAAAUAAUUGGGUUUGUUUCAUGCAAAUGCAUGAUCUCCGUUAAUAAAGUAUAAUUUAAAUUGUGGGCUACCCUACAUGACUGAAACUGAGCAAUACUUGGCAAAACAAUUUGUUUAUUGACAUAAUAUAAUUGUAAGUCGCGCUGGAUAAGAAUGUCUGCUAAGUGACAAAAAUGUAAAAAAGCCAAAUGAAAUAAUCAAUUUCUAUUUGAUAUGCACUGAGACAUCCUGUCAUCCUCAAUGUUCCUCUACUAUAGGAAACAUAUUCAUCCUUACUUACUGUAGGUCAAGAGCCUGGAACAACUUGCUCUCUACUAUUUUAAUGACAUUGCCUUCAGCAGAUUAUCUUUGAUAUGGUGUGCUAAUAAACCACUGUACUGUUCAGCGUCAGUAGAGCUGUAGGUGAAAUAGCCCUACCACUUGGUGGACAUUGCUAAACCAGCAUUAUGUCGUUUGAAUAAGAUCCUGGAAUCAUAGCUCUAUAAUUCAAUAUCCUCAUAGAGUAAAAUCUAAAAAAAAAUCUUAUAGAAUGGAACCCACUUGGAUGUUUUUUUCUCUCCAAACUUGUGAAUUAAUCGAUAUCUCACUUAAAGUCUGCUCAUGUCAUUGACUGUGACACUCGGAUAAUGUAGCUCCUCCUAUAGGCAACAGUCUGCUAAGGGUUUAUCUGUGUGGAAAAAGGGAGAGACACACACUUCUAAAAAUAUCUUCCAGUAGCACCGUAGCAGGGCUUUUUGGAACAGUUGAUAGCUGGGCUGGUGUAUGUUGUCAUGGCACAUGUCUGGUUCUCUAUGAUAGCUGGUGUACGGUGUCAUGGUACAUGUCUGGUUCUCUAUGAUAGCUGGUGUAUGGUGUCAUGGUACCUGUCUGGUUCUCUAUGAUAUUUAGGCCAACAAUAUGUACAGUACAAUGGGGUAUAAUGUUGCUUUGACUAGUUAAUUACUAAUUUUUUUAGGUUGAAAAGAAUCCCCCCAACGGUGAAUUAAUAUGUGAUAUUUGCAGAAUCCUUUUUGACUACUCAAGUCUCCCACCAACUGUGAAAACCACCUCCCACAAAAAGUGGCCACUGGCCAGAUCCUCUUCAAGAGCCUAAUGCCCCUGGUCAUAACUUGUGACUGGAAUGUGGGGGUGUUUGUGGCUGUGCCUGUCAGCCUGUGUGUGUGUGUGUGUGUGUGUGUGUGCAGGCACGCAGUCACACAUGCUCUCAUUGUUGCGGUCCCAGUUUGGUGGUGCUGCUACAGAGUGUGUGGCCAGCUGGCCAGCCGUGUCCCUGUCCCCUUCGGACUGUCAGGCUGGACUUCCAGAGACGCUGUUAGUCUGAUCCGUGUUUGAAUUGAGCUGCUGUACCUCUAACCUUCUACCUGCCACCUCAGUCUGUUAAACCUCCAUUACAAUAUUCACAAUAAAUAAAUCAGUAAUAUCAGUUGAUGCGGAGUUGAUGGAAAUGUAUGAUAAUUGAAUAUGUGGCCAGCCCCCCUCUCGGAAAUGUUCCAGGUUUUCAUUCUCUUUCACUGGUGUGAGAUAAAGUAAACUGUACACUUCAGCUAGUCAAUUUUCCAUUGCUACGUUAUGUCCCUAGCAUUAAUAUAUUAUGUAAUGUCUGUUGGUAGGUAGCAUAGAAUUGCAAAGAUCUAGUUUCAAAGCCUGAUUCAGUGGGAUAGACUCAGAGCAGUUUAGCAAGCCAAGUGUCACACACACACACAUACGCACACAUAAAUACAGGCAUGAAAAAUGAUAUGAAGACCUAUCCAACCUCUAACUUUCAGGAGUAUGUAGAGAGGCUUGUUCAAUCUGUCAGAGGUGGAUGCAGAACAUUAACCCAAUGUCAAAGGAUCUUCUCAUCUCUCCUCUCACUCUCCCCUCCUUCUCAGACACAGAUCCAAUCAUGUCUAAAGGAAAGGAUAUGGGUUCUGCCUUCAUCCAGACGCAGCAGCUGCACGCUGCCAUGGCUGACACCUUCCUGGAGCACAUGUGUCUUCUGGACAUCGACUCUGAGCCUGCUGUGGCUCGCAACACCGGAAUCAUCUGCACCAUCGGUACAGCUCAACAACACCAUUACUCAACAACACCCCUCCUCAUUACUCAACAACACCAUUACUCAACAACACCCCUCCUCAUUACUCAAACAACACCAUUACUCAACAACACCCCUCCUCAUUACUCAACAACACCCCUCCUCAUUACUCAACAACACCAUUACUCAACAACACCCCUCCUCAUUACUCAACUGCCCUCACCCCUCACUCCCUUCACUGUCUCAACCCUCCCUCACCUCACAGCCCAACCCUACCCUCACCCCUCAACUCCCUUCACUGUUCACCCUCCACUCACCUCACAGCCCAACCCUAACAUCACAAGCCCAACCCUACAUCACAGCCCCCAACCCCUCCCUCACCUCACAGCCCAACCCUACCUCACCCCUCACUCCCUUCACUGUUCACCCUCCCUCACCUCACAGCCCAACCCUACCUCACCCCUCACUCCCUUCACUGUUCACCCUCCCUCACCUCACAGCCCAACCCUACCUCACCCCUCACUCCCUUCACUGUUCACCCUCCCUCACCUCACAGCCCAACCCUACCUCACCCCCUCCCUCACGCACCCUCCCUCACAGCCCAACCCUACCUCACAGCCCAACCCUCCCUCACAGCCCAACCCUCCCUCACCCCUCAUAGCCUCUCACUCCUUCACCAACUGAACACCCUCACUACACUACUCAACACCAUAUAUAUUUAUAUAUAUAUAUAUAUAUACAGGUAUUUUGUGUGAGGUGUGCAUACAGUAGGCCUAUAUCCCUCCAAAACGUUCACAGUAGGCCUAUAUCCCUCUAUAAGCUUUGCUUGUCAUCUUGUCCACAUGCAGGACCCGCCUCCCGAUCAGUGAAUAUGGCCAAGGAGAUGAUCAAAUCUGGGAUGAACAUUGCAAGAAUGAACUUCUCUCACGGAACUCAUGAGGUCAGUAGUUCACGUUAGACUACACCAGUAAUGACCGCCAAGGCAAAGGACCCCAGUAAUGAAGCCAAGGCAAAGGACCCCUAGCCCUUACUCCCUCAUGUUGAUCUGAAAGGAUAGGUGAAAGCAAUAUGGUGACAUUUCCACCCCCCCCCCCAUGUGGCAACAUUCACCCAGCCGAACAUAAAGCCCAGUUUGGAUGUAGGUCUAGUAUAACCUUCAGUGAGUCUGCAGCCCACCCACCCUCAUUGUGACAUUAUCACUGUACCAUUUAAAUGUCAGUCUGUAAGCUGAUCUGAACACUCUUUCUUGCACUUUAGUGACCUCUCCUCCUCCUCCUCCUCCUCCUCCUCCUCCUCCUCCAGUCAGCCAGCCUCUCUUGUCUUUAGCUGACAUGUAGUGCUGCCAGAUUGAUGGUAGCCAGGGUUUUGGGGUUUACAGUACUGACCUCUCCCCUUUAAAAGUCAUGACUUUUGACCUGUUUCACCCUGGCUGGGCGGAGCGCACCCCACAAAGCGUACAGCAGUAUUAGGUAUCGAGCGAUACGUUUGAUAUUUGAAUCAUUGCCCUUCAAAGGUCAAUAGCACUGUUAAUUGCUUGUCCCAAGAAGACGUUAUAUUCUGAAGUUCAGUACUGUAGCUAUCUUUAAGCACUAGAUUACGUUACAUGUACAUGUGUAUCAAAGUUAUGUUAGGUCAAGGGUUUCCCAGUCCAUUCCGCGAUUACUUCCAUGACACGCAAUUCCAUCUAACAAGUACUCAGCGGCUUGAUGAUUAACUGACUUGUUGAAAUCGGGCGUGCUAGUUCUAGGGCUAGAGGUAAAACGUGAAGGGUUAGCAAGGGUUAGCAUCUGACGCCGUAGGAGCGAAGGGUUAGCAUCUGACGCCGUAGGAGCGAAGGGUUAGCAUCUGACGCCGUAGGAGCGAAGGGUUAGCAUCUGACGCCGUAGGAGCGAAGGGUUAGCAUCUGACGCCGUAGGAGCGAAGGGUUAGCAUCUGACGCCGUAGGAGCGAAGGGUUAGCAUCUGACGCCGUAGGAGCGAAGGGUUAGCAUCUGACGCCGUAGGAGCGAAGGGUUAGCAUCUGACGCCGUAGGAGCGAAGGGUUAGCAAGGGUUAGCAUCUGACGCCGUAAGAGCGAAGGGUUAGCAUCUGACUCCGUAGGAGCCUACAGCCAUGGCACAGGGCAAGUGACUGUUUGGGAAUGCCAGUGUUGCAUGAUGAUAAAAAAAGAUAGACAGAGCACCCCCAAUGGCAGGAACUUCUGACAGACAUCUUCAGACAUCUGAACUUACGUUUGUUUACAUGGCAUCUUGUCGUGUGUUGGGGUCAGAGACAUAUAUCGGAAGGGCAAAGGAAACUUGACCUCUGCCACUGGCCAGGUGGUCGGAACAGAUGUAAAUAGCCGUGUCUCAGGUUCUCGCAGAACGUGUUUAGAGGGAUCAGGAGCUAACGCUAAGCUACUUGGCUAUACUAAAAGAGCUAAUACUUUGCUAUGCUAAAAUAUCCCAAAGAUAAAACAUUAAACAAAUUAAAUUGCAGCUGGCUAAUUGUCUUAUGUCUGUCUACCAUAGAGCACUGUUAAGUGAGUGUCAUUGAGUCUCUGGGUCUGUCUCUCUCCUAUAGGCAGAAACUGUUUAGGGACCAGGAGCUAGCUAACACUACUUAGUUAUAUUCUAUGUGGCUAUGCUACAUGGGUAUAUGCUACAUGGGUAUAUGCUACAUGGGUAUAUGCUACAUGGGCAUAUGCUACAUGGUUACAUGCUACAUGGCUAUUCUACUUGGCUAACACUACUUGGUUAUAUGCUACUUGGUUAUAUGCUACAUGGUUAUAUGCUACAUGGUUACAUGCUACAUGGCUAUUCUACUUGGCUAACACUACUUGGUUAUAUGCUACAUGGUUACAUGCUACAUGGCUAUUCUACUUGGCUAACACUACUUGGUUAUAUGCUACAUGGUUAUAUGCUACAUGGUUAUAUGCUACAUGGUUACAUGCUACAUGGCUUUUCUACUUGGCUAACACUACUUGGUUAUAUGCUACAUGGUUAUAUGCUACAUGACUAUUCUACUUGGCUAACACUACAUGGUUAUAUGCUACAUGGUUAUAUGCUACAUGGUUAUAUGCUACAUGGCUAUUCUACAUGGUUUUAUUCUACGUGGCUAUGCUACUUGGCCAUUCUACUUUGUUAAAUCUACUUGGCAAUGCUAUUUGGAUAUAUGCUACGUUGCUAUGCCAUGUGGCUAUGCUUAGACCAAAACGUAACAUACACUCAUUAAAUUGCACUUUGCCUAUCUCCUACUUAGUACUGUUGAGUGAGUGUCAUUGGGCUUUCAACACUGAUAUACCAGGAGGAAGUGAGCAUUUAAUGGAUGUAUAUCCUAUUUAUAGCUAAUUUAGCAAUGGAUACUAGCGCAAUGAGUGGGUGUUUGCCUUGUCGAGCAUGCAGUUCAUAUAAACUCAGCAAAAAAAGAAACAGCCCUUUUUCAGGAAUCUGUCUUUCAAAGAUAAUUCGUAAAAAUCCAAAUAACUUCACAGAUCUUAAUUGUAAAGGGUUUAAACACUGUUUCCCAUGCUUGUUCAAUGAAACAUAAACAAUUAAUGAACAUGCACCUGUGGAACGGUCAUUAAGACACUAACAGCUUACAGACGGUAGGCAAUUAAGGUCACAGUUAUGAAAACUUAGGAUACUAAAGAGGCCUUUCUACUGACUCUGAAAAACACCAAAAGAAAGAUGCCCAGGGUCCCUGCUCAUCUGCGUGAACGUGCCUUAGGCAUGCUGCAAGGAGGCAUGAGGACUGCAGAUGUGGCCAGGGCAAUAAAUUGCAAUGCCCAUACUGUGAGACGCCUAAGACAGCGCUACAGGGAGACAGGACGGACAGCUGAUCGUCCUCGCAGUGGCAGACCACGUGUAACAACACCUGCACAGGAUCGGUACAUCCGAACAUCACACCUGCGGGUCAGGUACAGGAUGGCACUGUACCGCAAUAGGCUGAGAGAGGCCAGACAUCACCGGCAACAACGUCGUCUAUGGGCACAAACCCACCAUCGCUGGACCAGAUAGGACUGGCAAAAAGUGCUCUUCACUGACGAAUCGCAGUUUUGUCUCACCAGGGGUGAUGGUCGGAUUUGCAUUUAUAUUCAAAGGAAUGAGCGUUACACCGAGGCCUGUACUCUGGAGCGGGAUCGAUUUGGAGGUGGAGGGUCCGUCAUGGUCUGGGGCAGUAUGUCACAGCAUCAUCGGACUGAGCUUGUUGUCAUUGCAGGCAAUCUCAACGCUGUGCGUUACAGGGAAGACAUCCUCCUCCCUCAUGUGGUACCCUUCCUGCAGGCUCAUCCUGACAUGACCCUCCAGCAUGACAAUUCCACCAGCCAUACUGCUCGUUCUGUGCGUGAUUUCCUGUAAGACAGGAAUGUCAGUGUUCUGCCAUGGCCAGCGAAGAACCCGGAUCUCAAUCCCAUUGAGCACGUCUGGGACCUGUUGGCUCAGAGGGUGAGGGCUAGGGCCAUUCCCCCAAGAAAUGUCUGGGAACUUGCAGGUGCCUUGGUGGAAGAGUGGAGUAACAUCUCACAGCAAGAACGGGCAAAUCUGGUGCAGUCCAUGAGGAGGAGAUGCACUGCAGUACUUAAUGCAGCUGAUGGCCACACCAGAUACUGACUGUUACUUUUGAUUUUGACCCCCCCUUUGUUCAGGGACACAUUAUUCCAUUUCUGUUAGUCACAUGUCUGUGGAACUUGUUCAGUUUAUGUCUCAGUUGUUGUUAUGGUCAUACUUUUCCUUUUUUUGCUGAGUUUAUACAUAUAUAUACAGUAUAUAGCCCAUACAUUUAACACCUCAUAUGGCUUUCUGCUGGAACCAUGUGUUGCAGGCGCCAAGAUCCUGAAAGUUUUAUUACAUUCAGUUAUGUCACUAGGAUAGCCUUAACUAUAUGUGUACAGUUAUGGUGUGAUGUUAGUCUCCUGGGUGUGAUCAAGACUAUCACCUUGGUCAGCUCUGUCCUUAAUAUAGACAUAACACUUUGACAUAGUUGAUACUCAACCUGAAUCUAAUUAUCUGCAAUAAUAACAUCCACUGUACUGAGUAAAACAAAACAAAAAUAUUAUUUUUUCAUUUACCAGUUGCCAAUGAAUGAAAGUUGCCACGAGCAGUGAAUUGACAGCCUGAGAAUCGUCACGUCUCUAAAUGAUUCGACGUCCCCUACAGUAAAUCAAAUCAAACUUGAUUUAAAGUGUAUUUUAAAAUCUCAACGCACUACCUAUCUGAGCACUACCAUUGGUCCAGCUGGUUGGCAAAUCAUCUGAAUGUUGCAUUUGGCGUUCCUCAAGGUUCUACGCUCAGACCCCUAUCAUUUGUUUUGUAUAGUGUAUGCAGUGCAGUGGCAUGCUAAAACCUCUUAUGUCUAUGUGAUAUGACACCCCCUUCCAGACUCUCAUGGGUGUGGUGUUCAGGGGGAUGGGAAUUAAAAAACAGACUGCAAAAAAAAACAUUUGUUUCGAUGGAAAAUGAUGUGUUCUAUUCUAUUCAGUACCAUGCUGAGACCAUCAAGAACGUCCGUGAGGCCACCGAGAGCUUUGGAUCUGGAACCAUCGAGUACAGACCAGUGGCCAUCGCUCUGGACACCAAGGGACCCGAAAUCAGGACCGGACUCAUCAAGGGCGUGAGUAGUCAUUCACCGUGAAGUACUGUAAAUCUUUAUGAAAAGCCAAACGUCAAGUCCAACUUCAUCACAAUACAUUUUACAGACAAAUCAAAACAGAGACAAGCAGGUACAUUUCUUGACUGUAGUACCAUACCGGCUAUCAUGUAGGCCUACCGCUUGAUUUGGUCAAGAGGAAGGCAUUGGCCAAGCUAGCAGCAUUGUAACGGAAAUAAAUACAACCACAAGCAAUGAUAUCAUAAAGCAUAAAGUACUGUGGUACUGUAAAACACUAUUGGCAUCAGAAUAUAUGGAUGAUCAUGAGCCCUGUCCUUCCCCAUAGAGAUAGACAGUACACAAUACUAUAGUAAUAGUUGUGUAAUUAUAUGAUUCUUCCCCUGUACAGAGCGGCGAAGCUGAGGUUGAGCUGAAGAAGGGAGGACACAUCAAGCUGACCCUGGACGACAAGUACAAGGAUAACUGCGAUGAGAAGCACCUGUGGCUGGACUACAAGAACAUCACCAAGAUCCUGAAGGUCGGAGCUCACGUCUACAUUGACGAUGGCCUCAUGUCCCUGAAGGUGAAGGAAGUCGGUGAGUAUCCUAGCAACAUCCUACUGUAGCAAGCAGCGUUAACACUGUCAAUGUUACAGGAAGUAGCUACACACCAAAGUAAAGUGCGUUUCCUUCUGCUUUGCCUGUUGAAACGUGUCACUGUACCGUUGUUCUGGCCGUGGCAUUGUGACUGACACACAUUACGGUCCCCAGGCGCUGACUUCCUGGACUGUGAGAUUGAGAACGGUGGUACUCUGGGCUCCAAGAAGGGUGUGAACCUGCCCGGUGCUGCUGUGGACCUGCCCGCCGUCUCCGAGAAGGACAUCCAGGAUCUGCAGUUCGGUGUGGAGCAGGGAGUGGACAUGGUCUUCGCCUCCUUCAUCCGUAAGGCAGCCGACGUGCACGCUGUCAGGAAGGUGCUGGGAGAGAAGGGCAAGAACAUCAAGAUCAUCUCCAAGCUGGAGAACCACGAGGGCGUCCGCAGGUGUGUGUGUGAGAGUGUGAGAGUGUGAGUGUGUGAGAUACAGAGAAAGCAAUUUGAGAGAGGCCUCGCUGACUACACGAUAGCAUUUGUAUUCUCAGUACCUUCAAAAGUAAGAAAUCUCCACUUGAAAAAUCCUACUGUCUUGAGCAUCAGUUUAGUCGCUUGGAAAUAUAGAUACCCAAUGCUGGAUAAUAUUGACUUUAUAUAACUAUCUGUCUGUCUAUGUGUAGAUUCGAUGAGAUCCUGGAGGCUAGCGAUGGCAUCAUGGUUGCCCGUGGUGACCUGGGUAUUGAGAUCCCCACAGAGAAGGUGUUCAUCGCCCAGAAGAUGAUGACCGGACGCUGCAACAGGAUCGGCAAGCCCAUCACCUGCGCCACACAGGUCCGACAUGUUGCCCGCAGAUUAGACCCCCUUAUACAUGACUAGACCCCCUUAUACGUGACUAGACCCCCUUAUACGUGACUAGACCCCCUUAUACGUGACUAGACCCCCUUAUACGUGACUAGACCCCCUUAUACAUGACUAGACCCCCUUAUACAUGACUAGACCCCCUUAUACGUGACUAGACCCCCUUAUACAUGACUAGACCCCCUUAUACAUGACUAGACCCCCUCAUACAUGACUAGACCCCCUCAUACAUGACUAGACCCCCUCAUACAUGCUUCAUUUCCAUCCCUGUCUGCAAAGCACACCCAAAGCAGGGUCUUAUAACCUGGUAAGACUCAAAUACACUGAAUUCAAUGGCAGGUAAUACCAGGGUUCCUAGUCCAGAGUAUUUGAGGUUUAAGAGGAGCCGUCAAGCCUUUGAGGAAACCUUUGAGGAAAGGGCAGAAGAUAAUGCUCAAUAGGCCACUCUCUAUAAAUGAAUCAAUGUAAAUGAUAUAUCCUGUCGUUGAUUGGGUUUUAAGUGAUAUGUCUUGUCGUUGAUUGGUGCCUAAUGAUCUCUCCUCUCUCCUGGUUGGUCCAGAUGCUGGAGAGCAUGAUCAAGAAGCCCCGCCCCACCCGCGCUGAGGGUUCCGACGUCGCCAACGCCGUUCUGGACGGUAACGACUGCAUCAUGCUGAGUGGUGAGACCGCCAAGGGAGACUACCCGCUGGAGGCUGUCCGCACACAGCACAAGGUGAGAGACUGAGAGCAGAGCGCCCCCUAUAGGUCUUGCCUUGGCCCCUCGCACAAGCACAACAUCCACAAUGUUCACUAUAGCGGUCCCUAGAGUCACUUUAUUCAAAGUUCAUGAGUGGUCAAUGUGACCAGUCUAGCUACAGAGAGUCAUAUCUGAAUGUCUCAUAAGCCAGGUUUCCAUCCAAUUGGCGACAGAUUUUCAAUGCGAAUAUUCUAAGAUCUUGUUGCAGAUGACAGGCUGCAGGACCUAGUGUACAUAAAAACACAUCAAGAAGAUCAUCAAGAUCAUCCCCUUGCUCGUUCACCACCCUGUGAAGUUCAUCACCAUUUAUUUCAUCUGUAGCCUAAUAAACUGCACGGUUUCCUGACGAAUUCGUAGUGGGAGGACCACACGUCGUCACGUGACUCCCAAGUUUACUUCGAUAGGAUGGUUAUUAUAUCAAUAUUUGUGCGUAAUUCAUUUUACAGACACAAAAAAGAUCCCACUUUUUGUUUUUGUAGACUUUUAGAAAGUUCACCGAAAAAUGUUCUGUUUCCAUCAGGCCUGUCAUGUGCUUUACUCUGGAAACCUGGUUAUAGACGCAAUCAUCCCAGCAAGCAGCAACAUAGGGUCAACGUUGAGACAACAUUGUGGUGUUGGUUGUGUGUUUUCUGGGAUGCCUCAGGGGAAUUAACAUGAAGUAGCUGUAAUAUAAUAUAACAGCAAUAUAUAACUUUGUGUGUUUUUGGUUUGUGAUCUACGUACUAACGGCUGACCAUGUUACUGGCUUUAUGUGCUCCUACCUCUCCUCCCCCCCAUCUCUCUGUUCUCUCUCCUCCCCCCCAUCCCUCUGUUCUAUCACUGCAUCUGUUUUUUGCAUAAUUUUGCAUUGGAUGGGGUCAUCAGAUUGCACAAUCAGCAUGUGUCUGAGGACCUGCACCACAACACCCCAGGUAUGCAGACCACAGUGAUUCUAUAUUUACUAGAGGACUAGAGGAGAGUACCUCUCUUAUGUCCCCCUUGCCCCUUCAGAGAAACUAGUAUGUGUCUCGUUUAGCUUUUGACUGUUGCUGUAUGAAUCUGUAUGAUUGUUGCUGUAUGACUGUUGCUGUAUGAAUCUGUAUGACUGUUGCUGUAUGAGUCUGUAUGACUGUCGCUGUAUGACUGUUGCUGUAUGAAUCUAUAUGACUGUUGCUGUAUGACUGUUGCUGUAUGAAUCUGUAUGACUGUUGCUGUAUGACUGUUGUUGUAUGAAUCUAUAUGACUGUUGUUGUAUGACUGUUGCUGUAUGAAUCUGUCAAGAUUGAAGUUGUUCAUUCUCAGGACUUUACAUUAGUGGUGUACCAAACCCCUAGCUUAGGAAAAAGGCAGAUCCAUGAACAGUGUGUCAAUCUGGUCUAAAUCUGUACCGAUGCAUGCUUUCUGUUCAUUACUGUAGUUGAAUGGCAGGAAUCUGACACCUGUCCUCCCUCUCCCUCUCUCUCUUGCCCCCCUCCCCCCUCCAGAUUGCUCGUGAGGCCGAGGCCGCCAUGUACCACAGGCAGAUGUUCGAGGAAAUCCGUCGUACCUCCCACCUGACCCGUGACCCCACCGAGUCCGUUGCCAUCGGCGCCGUCGAGGCAUCCUUCAAGUGCUGCGCCAGCGCCAUCAUCGUGCUCACCAAGUCUGGCAGGUACGAACCAAUCAGAGAGCCACACAGCAAAACCCUCUGUACUUCUCAAACCUACUCCUGAGGGGGAAGGACAGACAUGUACAUGACGUUAUGGACACCUUCUCUAUGCCCAGUCAAAUACCCUGUUCACACUACUGAGCUGAACCAAGCCGAGCCGAGCUGAGCUGUGCUGUGCUAGUCUGGUUACGCUUUGGAGAUUUUUGUUGAUUUCUUUUAUCUGAGAACGCAAGAGAGGGAACAUGUUCCGUUCUGUACUCAUUUUCAGUUCCUAUUCACAAGAACCACAAGCUAUUGCAACACAGUCCUUCUCUGCCACUGUGCACAGUGUCGUCGUUAGUGUGUCACCAUAACUCUCCCAUCAUCCUUCCCUCUCGCCCCAGCCCUGUAGCAGAGACCCAGAACUCUCCCUCUCGCCCCAUCCCUGUAUCAGAGACCCAGAACUCUCCCUAAAACCCCAGCCCUGUAUCAGAGACCCAGAACUCUCCCUCUCGCCCCAUCCCUGUAUCAGAGACCCAGAACUCUCCCUCUCGCCCCAGCCCUGUAUCAGAGACCCAGAACUCUCCCUAAAACCCCAGCCCUGUAGCAGAGACCCAGAACUCUCCCAUCAUCUUUCCCUCUCACCCCAGCCCAAUUCAUAGAUGCUAACCACCUUUAGCGCCUAUUUUGAUGAAAGUGUUUUCUUCCUUGGGGACUUUUGUUAAGAGCCCCUACGCUCGCUCUAAACGUGAACACGCAUCGUUUGUGGUAUUGGUUUUGGCAACAUAAGGAACGUAUCUUUCAUAUCAGCAAGAAAGCAAAAGGUUAAAUUACUACAGACCUUUAUAGGGUUACAGACGGAAGAGAAAGGUGACCACCUGUGCUAAUUAGCUAUCUAGCAUGCUCCGAACACCCGUGUGUAACGGAAGAAGGUCGCCAGAAGUGUGUUGUCACUGAAAAAUACUGUUGGCUGCAACUGUGGUAAAGCCGGUUAAAACUGUGUACAGUAAGUGUAUAUUUAGCAUUUGUGAAAUUAUUUUGAUGUGAUAUGAAAGUAAAGGGGUUUUAUGUUUUGGCUUCCACAGCCAGUCUACCUCUGAAAAUAACAUAAGGUCCCUGAACCUUAAGGAGUAACGGUAGGCUCGCCUGCAUUCCUUAAGAGUACAUUCUUAGGUUAGUGUGUCACCAGAACUCUCCCAUCCCUCCCUCUGACCUCAGCCCUAAAGCAGAGACCCAUGACUUGUAUUAGGGGAGCCAACUUUCCCAGCAGCACACGAUCUGGGAUCCUCUAGUUCCCAACCUUUACAGUCCUGAACCCUGACAUUUAGGAAGUUAAAUAUAACUCUCCACUACUCUCCUCUCCUGUCACUCACUCCUCUCCACUCCUCUCUACUCCAAUCCACUCCUCUCCACUGCUCUCCUGUCCCCCACUCCCCUCCUCCAGCUCUCCCACUCCCCUCCUCCAGCUCUCCCACUCCCCUCCUCCAGCUCUCUCCCACUCCCCUCCUCCAGCUCUCCCACUCCCCUCUUCCAGCUCUCCCACUCCCCUCCUCCAGCUCUCCCACUCCCCUCCUCCAGCUCUCCCACUCCCCUCCUCCAGCUCUCCCACUCCCCUCCUCCAGCUCUCCCACUCCCCUCCUCCAGCUCUCCCUCUCCCACUCCACUCCUCUCCCACUCCUCCCCUCUCCUGUCCCUCACUCCUUUCCUCUCCUGUCCCUCACUGCUCUCCCACUCCUCUCCACUCCACUCCCUUUCCACUUCGCUCCACUCCACCUCCACUUCACUCCACUCCUCUCUCUACUACUCUCCACUCUACUCCCUCUCCACUCCACUCCCUUUCAACUCCUCUCCUUCUCCUCUCCUCUCCCACUCCACUCUUCUCCUCUCUAGUCCUUUCCUACUCCACUCCUUUCCCUCGCCUCUCCCUCUCCUCCCCUCUCCCUCUCCCACUCCACUCCACUCCUCUCCCUCACUCCUUUCCUACUCCAUUCAAAGUUCAGAUUCACCCCGCGCCACUAUACAUUAUUGACCAGAGGAGGCUGGUGGUAGGAUCUAUAGGAGGAUGGGCUCAUGGUAAUGGCUGGAAUGGAAUACAUGGAACAUGGUUUCCAUAUGUUUGAUGUGUGUUCCAUUUAUUCCAGUCCAGCCAUAACAAUGAACCUGUCCUCCUAUAGCUGUUCCCAUCAGCCUCCUCUGGUAUGGACUGUCCAGUAGUCAGCUGUGUACUAAAUGUGACAACAUUUUGAUAGAAUUCUGUCGACCUACAGUACUGCUUUCAGGAGUUUGGAUCUAGGAUUAAUACAGUGUUACAUUAGAUACAGUAUAAUUAUUAUAAUCAUUAUUAUAAUAUAAUAAGAGUGUCUUCCCCUUUAUAGAAGUAUUUUAAUGUGCUACAUAAUAAUUACGGUUUUAAGUUUCACAUAGCGAUAUACGUUUUUAUUCCACACCGUAACCUGCUGUUCCUUCCUGUGUCUGGUUCUAGGUCCGCCCACCUGCUGUCCAGGUACAGGCCCCGUGCCCCCAUCAUCGCUGUGACCCGCUGCGGUCAGACUGCCCGCCAGGCUCAUCUGUACCGCGGUAUCUACCCCGUGCUGUACACCAAGCCUGCCAACGAUGUCUGGGCCGAGGAUGUCGACCUCCGCGUCAACUUCGCCUUAGAGAUCGGUGAGUAAUGACAUCACAUUUCAGUUCUAAUGUUUAAAUAGUAAUACUGAACAUUAUUUGUAGAGCACGUUUCGUACAGAAAGACCACAACUCAAAUUGCGGUGUAUAUGAUAAGAUUUUAGAGUUCCCUAAAAAGUACAUUACCGUAUGAUUUAGCAAAUAUCACUCAUGCAUUUUCUAUGGUUGAAGACAUCCUUAUAGCACUGGAGCCCCACCAAAGACCAGCCAUUAACACCCCUCUCUCCCCUCUCCCCUCCAGGCAAGCACCGUCAGUUCUUCAAGUCUGGAGAUGUUAUCAUUGUUGUGACCGGAUGGCGUCCAGGCUCUGGGUACACCAACACCAUGCGCGUUGUGCUUGUUCCUUGAACUAACUCAAAAGGUCAUUACUCCUCCCCCUUACCCUUCUCCU